AAUUGAUAUAUAAAGAAAGUCAUUCUCUUAAAUUCAGUUGAUAAUAAAACUGAAUGUAUCAGUAGCUCUGUCUAUUGGUUUGUAAAUUUAUGUUAGUAAAUAUAGAAUAUUAAAUUAAUCUUAAACAUAAAUGUUUGUUAUCAGAAGUCAGAACCCACUAUUUGACUUUAAAAAUAAAAUUGUUAAUCAACUUACAUCCACUUAAUGUUACAGAGCUAUCUGUGGGCAUUGCAACUUUCUGUAGGAGUUGUGACAAUAUCUAUCAUCAUAUUAUGCUUAAAAAGGAAUUUAAGGAGGAAAAAAAAGGUGAAGUACAAUGUCAAUGCUGAAAAUUUCCUAAAAACUAAUAAAUUCUUCGCUCCAAAAAGGUACUCUUAUUCACAAGUCCAAAAGAUUACAAACUCCUUUGAAGUCAAACUAGGCCAAGGUGGCUUUGGAACUGUGUACAAAGGAUCAUUAAGCAAUGGAAACUUUGUUGCGGUGAAGGUUUUAAGUGAAUCAAAAGGUAAUGGUGAAGAUUUCAUUAACGAAGUUGCUAGUGUGGGCAGGACGUCCCAUGCUAAUAUUGUCAAUCUAGUGGGAUUUUGUUUAGAGGAUCGUCGAAGAGCUUUGAUCUAUGAAUUCAUGCCUAAUGGAUCCCUUGAGAAGUUCAUAUAUGGUCGGAGCUCUUCAAGUAUUAGUCAGCUGGGGUGGGAAAAGUUGCACCAGAUUGCUAUCGGGAUUGCUAGAGGUUUAGAAUACUUGCAUAGGGGUUGUGACACACGGAUCCUACAUUUUGACAUAAAGCCCCAUAACAUACUUUUGGAUCAAGAUUUUUGCCCUAAGAUAUCUGACUUCGGGUUGGCAAAGCUAUUCCUUGAGAAAAGAAGCAUGAUAUCCAUGUCUUGUGUGAGGGGAACACCUGGAUAUAUUGCUCCUGAAGUAGUUUCUAGGAAUUUCGGUCACGUGUCCCACAAAUCAGAUGUUUAUAGUUAUGGAAUGAUGAUCCUAGAAAUGGUUGGAGGGAGGAGAAAUGUUGAGACAGAAGUUGAUCAUACAAGUGAAAUAUACUUUCCUCAUUGGAUAUAUAAGAAAGUCGUGGUAGAAGAAGAAUAACUUGGACUGCAUGGGAUUGUGAGCGAAGAAGAAAAUGAGAUGGCAAGGAAGAUGAUUAUUGUGGGUUUGUGGUGCAUACAAACUAAUCCCUUAAACCGCCCGGCAAUCACCAAGGUGCUGGAAAUGCUAGAAGGGGGCUUAGAUUUAUUGGAAAUCCCUCCAAAACCUUAUAUGUAUUCUCCAUAAAGAUAAGUUGAUCUGUCAACUACAGAUUAGUUGCUUUCUUAUAGUUUACUACUGAUACUACAAUGCUUCUGUAAUCUAAGUACUGCUAUGUUAAUUAAUUCCUUAUGACUGUUGAGCGCAUGUGUGCAUAUACAAGCUAAUACUAAAAUUCUGCUAUGUUGGUUAGUUCCAUGUGAACUCCAACAUACAUGUCAAGUUAUAUGGUACUGGUGUUGUAAACAGAAGGGUUAUUUAAA
Molecule: messenger RNA, 1517 nt
Organism: Helianthus annuus (common sunflower)
Lineage: Eukaryota; Viridiplantae; Streptophyta; Magnoliopsida; Asterales; Asteraceae
Product: PR5-like receptor kinase
Exons: 1
Biological process (GO): protein phosphorylation
Molecular function (GO): protein kinase activity; ATP binding
Source: RefSeq, a predicted model, not a curated record